AUGGCGGAAGAGGCGAAACCACAGCUUAAAGGCAACCUCAUCACAGAGAACCCAAAUCUAGAUGCUGUUGUGAAGACGUUGACUGAGGCACGGGCAUUCUAUGACGAUCCUGCCUUUGCCUACUUUAGAAGGGGGCUGAAGGGGAAGAAGCUGGACCGACACAACAAAGUCUUCUUUGGAGGGUUCGCUCGUAUUACUGCACUUCAAGGUCUUUUGGUACGUGGUCUAAAUCAGCCUGAUACUUGCAGAUCUAUGCUGGAACGACCGUAUGAGGUUGACGACUAUUCAAACAUCUGUAUGUGGUAUCCGCCCUUUUAUGAGAUCACGACGAACAUGUUUCGAACUGGACUGUGGAUAUCCAUGUUGCAAGUCCCAUUGAAAGUGACUCUAAGGACUCUCUUUAAUUACAGUCCAAAGGCCGAUAAAGCAAAAGCCAAAUACUUCAAGAGCAUCAACUAUGAUUACAAAAAGAAGGGAUUCUACUAUUUGCUGAUAACUGGAACAAGGGAUAACAAACGAGGGAAGGGCCUGCUGAAACACAACAUGCUUCCAAUACUUGAAAAAGCUGACAAGGAAGGCAUUGCUUGCUAUCUCGAGAGUACAAAAGAAUCCAACAUCCCAAUUUAUGAAAGAUUCGGUUUCAAAGUCGUUGAUCGAUUCGAACUGAAGGAUAAGAUUGCUACUGUCCCAAUUGCGUGCAUGGCACGUCUGCCUGCCGCUUAA
Molecule: messenger RNA, 723 nt
Organism: Synchytrium microbalum
Lineage: Eukaryota; Fungi; Chytridiomycota; Chytridiomycetes; Synchytriales; Synchytriaceae
Exons: 5
Coding region: 1-723 (240 amino acids)
Source: RefSeq, a predicted model, not a curated record